GUGACCCAGUAAUAAAAAACAUUGCGGCAUUAUUCCCUAACUGCAGAUCCUCUAUUCCUUAUCUAGAUACAAACCGUUCCGUCAAGGCAGCAGCGGAGAUUCAACGCAGAAAACAGCUGGGAGGACCAAGUGCGACAAAAUGAGCUGCACUCUGUUGCUGCAGGGUGUUCUACUGACCCUGUGUGUGGUCUGGUGCGGAGCGAGAGAUGGUCCUACCCUGGACUAUGAUGAUGAAAAUGACAGCGAUGAUUCAGAAGACGACAUUAACACGGGCUCAAUACCAAGUGUGGAUGACAUCAUGAAAUCAUUUAAAGCCACUCGGCAAAAGGUGAAUGGUACCAAUGAGACGUACAUCGUAGUGGAUGAGGCAGUUAGAGCCCACCUGACUGGUACCACCACCUUAGCUGUCAUCCCAGCUCUUUAUACCUUGGUCUUUGCUGUCGGGCUGCCAGCUAACGCACUGGGACUGUGGAUAAUGGCGACCAAGAUCAGGAAGCUUCCUUCCACCGUCUUCCUGAUCAACCUGACCACGGCCGACCUCCUCCUCAUGCUGAUCCUGCCGUUCAAGAUCUCCUACCACCUCCAGGGCAACAACUGGGUCUUCGGGGAAGCUCUGUGCCGGACGAUGACCGCCUUCUUCUACGGCAACAUGUACUGCUCCAUCCUCCUCCUCACCGUCAUCAGCGUCGACCGCUACUGUGCCCUGGUCCACCCGUUCACCUCCCGGCAGUUCAGGGACAACGUGUUCGCCGCCUGCGUGUGCUCAGCCAUCUGGGUGAUCACUCUACUCCUGGUCCUGCCCUUCCUCUUCGUGGAGCAGCAGCUCCGACCCCACAACCUGAACAUCACCACCUGCCACGACGUGCUGCUGCAGGAUCAGCAGACCGGAUUUUUCUUCCGCUACUUUGCAUCCCUGGUGGUGGUCGGCUUUUUAAUCCCUUGCUGUGUCACCUUAUUCUGCUACGGCUCCGUCAUCAAGACUUUAAUGGCCAACAAAAAGAGUUACACGCGGGCCGCGGUGGUCACUUUGCUGAUUCUGCUGGUGUACGUCGGAUGCUUUGCCCCCAGCAACGUAAUCCUCCUCAUUCACCACUCCGAGUACCAGCUCACCGGCGACAGUGAUCUCUACAUUUACUACAUGGUCUGCCUGGUUCUCAGCAGUGCCGGGAGCUGCAUCGACCCCUUCAUUUAUUAUUACAUUUCCGACGAGUUCAGGGUCAGGGUCAAGCAUGUCAUUUGCUGCAGCAAGGCCCAGCAGUCCUCUCGAUCCGGCCGGACGACCACUCAAGAACUCUUGCGCACCAACACCACCUCCUCCUCAAACUCCCGGGCCAGGGCAACAGUGAGAACUAACAUCUGAUUCGGUGGAGGACCUGGGAAAACCUCAAGGACCUGAGGAGAAAAUAAAAAAUAGAGAGAUCGAUCCAGAAACGGCUUUGGGCCUGUAAAUACUUGCAGUCCUAACUGCCUGGCCAAGUAGUUCAAAGAAAUGGGAUAUGAUCCAAAAUCUGUUUGUUCAGGUUAAUUCAGGAUAUUAUUUUUUUUUUCCCCCAGGUGUCACUUCUUUGGAAUGAAGAAGUGUUGCCGUUAGCGACAUUGCAAGUUCUAUAUUCUAAGCAAGUGUUUACAAAGUAGAGGAACUGCCUUUUUUCGCUCCACACCACAGCUUCCUAAUAGAGUCGUAGACGCAUGCAGCACGGCAACAGGCCCAUCAGCCCAAGUUCCCCACACUGGCCAACAUGUCCCAUCUACACUUAGUCCCAUCUGCCUGCAUUUGGCCCAUAUCUCUCUAAACCUGUCCUAUCCAUGUACCUGUCUAAAUGUUUCUUCAUUGUUGCGAUAGUCCCAGCCUCAGCUACCUCCUCUGGCAAUUCAUUCCAUGCACCUACCACCCUUUGCGUGAAAAGGUUACCCCUCAGAUUUCUAUUAAAUCUUUCUCCCCCCCCCCCCCCCCGACCUUAAACCGACGCCCGCUGGUUCUUCUAACGUCUCACUCUUCCCCUUUCUCACCUGAGGCUCCUAACGGUAACCUUUAUCUUGGUGGUACAAUGGCACCGCGACAGAGCUGCUGCCUCACAGCAUCGCAGUCCAGGGUUCAAUCCUGACUGCAGUUGCUGUCUGUGUGGAGUUUGCACGUUCUCCCUGUGACUGCGUGGGUUUUCUCCUGGUGCACCGGUUUCCUCCGCCAUUCUAAAUACGUGCAGGCGUGUAGGUUCAUUCACUUCUGUAAAU
Amblyraja radiata (thorny skate) is the source of this 2232-nucleotide messenger RNA. RefSeq names its product proteinase-activated receptor 3-like. Lineage: Eukaryota; Metazoa; Chordata; Chondrichthyes; Rajiformes; Rajidae. The record is from RefSeq and is a predicted model, not a curated record. Gene Ontology annotation, molecular function: thrombin-activated receptor activity. Gene Ontology annotation, biological process: thrombin-activated receptor signaling pathway; phospholipase C-activating G protein-coupled receptor signaling pathway; positive regulation of Rho protein signal transduction. Bases 140 to 1360 code for a protein of 406 amino acids. The transcript is spliced from 2 exons. Gene Ontology annotation, cellular component: plasma membrane.